AUGGAGAAAUCGGUAGCAACAGAGAAUCGGAGCGAAAGCAAUGAACACUUGUUAGACACCGCCAUCACACUCUUGGAUGAUUUGUCAUCUUCUAUUUCCGAAUUGCAACUCGACGCCCUAGUUACACCACUGACGAAUCCUGCUUCACAUGAUUCUAUUGGGAGUUCUUCUGCGGAUGAUGACUGGGAAGCAAAAGCUGACUGUGAACCUGACAAGUUACUGUCUCCAGUGUCCUCUGAAGUUUUAUCUAGAGUGUCAGAUCUUAAAUUGGAGAACACCAAAAGUCCAACCCCAAAGCGACGUGGAAGGGGAACAUUCUCUUAUGAUAAUGAUAAGCUUUAUAGUGAUCGGUUACUUGAUGGUUCGAUUAUUGAUGAUGUUGAGGAUGAAGAAACUCGUUCUGGUUCAGAAGAUAAAAAAGGUACACCAAACUUACAAUAUGGGACCAGUCACGUUCUUGUGCUGUCUCACUUUUCACCAAGUACUAGAACAACAGACCUUGAGAAGGUUUUUGAUGACAUAAAAAACUGUCAUUUUGUGAUUCGCUGGGUCAAUGAUACAGUUGCACUUGCAGUAUUCCGAACUCCUGCAGAGGCACUUGAGGCUCAAAGCAAUGCUCGAUGUUCAUUUAAUAUGACAAUGAAGAUACUUGGUGAAGAAGAUGCACAUCUCAGUUCAAUUAAACCAAAUGACCUGAAACCACCUCAGCAAAGACAGAAAACCUCAGUAGCAGCAGCGCAGAGGAUGAUUGCUAACAGUAUGGGGAUAAAAUUGCCCUCCCCAAGCCGUGGGACAGGCUUCCAACAACAUAAAAGGGAAGAAAAUACUCGAAAGGAACGCAUUGUUAACAGGCAAAAAUUGAAAGAAGAUGCAUGGGGAGAGGAUUAA
This is a messenger RNA of Lathyrus sativus (Indian pea), 888 nucleotides long. NCBI's taxonomy places the organism in Eukaryota, Viridiplantae, Streptophyta, Magnoliopsida, Fabales, Fabaceae. The record is from the annotation of a GenBank genome assembly.